Linum trigynum is the source of this 2330-nucleotide messenger RNA. NCBI's taxonomy places the organism in Eukaryota, Viridiplantae, Streptophyta, Magnoliopsida, Malpighiales, Linaceae. The record is from the annotation of a GenBank genome assembly.
UAAAAUACGGAUAAUAAACGUGUUAUACGGGUUUUAUACGUGUUUAGUACGGACGUCAUCAAAUGAACUGGGAAAAAUGAAACGGCUUGACAAUAAUAUGGAUACGGAAGUUUUAAACGGAUAAAAUACGUACGGGUACAUAUACGUGUAUUAAACGGAGUAUUUACUAACUAUGUUGUAAAUAUCUGUAACUGGCUUAUUUCUCUUCAUCAGAAAUGUUAAAAUUUUAGGGUAAAUACAAUAUAUUAGCCAUAACUAUUAAGUAGCGGAUAAUUAUAGCCACAACUAUUGAAAUACAAAUUAUUAGUCAUAACUAUUGUUGUGAGUCAAGAUUUGGCUAACAGUCCGGUACUCUUUUCAAAUUUUUACGUAGAAGGCCAUGUCAGCAUCGUAAAAAAUAUGAUAUGAUGACUGCCACGUGGGAGCCAGCUCAGCAUCGUAAAAGCUUAGUCAUCAUUACUAACAGAAGUGUUAACAAAAACUUAACGAUUGGCUAAUAAUUUGUAUUUCGAUAAUUGGAGCUAUAAUUCCCCGCUGCUUAAUAGUUAUGGCUAAUAUAUUUUCUUUGCCCUAUAUAAUAUAAUAUGGUCGUCAAAGUAUAUUGGUUGUAUUCUUUCGCUAGCUCUUGCUGGCCUAGGUUAAAUGCCGGGCAUUACAAUUAAUGCGUUAACAUCACUCAGGCAUCAGAGUCUUCAAAACAAUCCCAUCUUCAGAAAUCAAUCACAACGGCCGAUUCCACCAAUGACCAGAAUUGUUCUUCCGGCCGCAAAACGGAUCAUCAUGCCACACAACACAAACGGGAAUAUUCUCUUCUACCACCAAACGCAUAAUGAAAAAUGUAGCCCUCUCUAUAAAUUGGGCUGCUGUUUCGCGCAGGACGUCAAACCACAGACAGAAAUUAAGACAAAGCAAGACUAGUACUUGAGAUCAUGCAGCGACGAGCAAUAACAUCGCCGGCACUAAUGAUGCUACAGGUUGUGACCGUCAUCAUCUUCAUGUUCCUGAUGACGAGGGCCGACGUCGCCGUCAUGGACGACGGUUUAUGCACAGGUGUCAAAAUCAGCGACGACGGGACUCACGCGGCGUACGUGGCACACGUGCUGUCGGAGCUGGCGACGGUUACCCCCACCACACCUAGGCUUGAGGACAUCACAACAUUCCCCGGUAACGGCGUUAGUGGCUCCGUCAUGGGCGUGGCCACGUGUUCCGAUCCUAACGAUCCCGACCUUUGCGCGAGCUGCCUCUCGGGGCUUCAGCAGUUGAUUUUCGGUUCCUGCAGUAACCGGGCCGGCGGCUACGUUGACUCCGACGAUUGCUCCAUGGGUUUCGCUACGCCAAUGGGUUAGAGAUGGACAACGUACGAUGCCAACCCACUGGCCGGGUUAGAAGAGAUGGAAUAAAAAGGAUUAAUGAUCAUAAAGAUUUCAAAAAUUGUUGAUCCCCUCCACCUAUUUUGUAAUCCUGCGUUUUUCGAAAUUUGGCAAGGUACAAAUCAAUCAAUUUUUAGUUUCCUUUCUCAAAAGAAGGGAUUAGGUGAAAUCUAGGAUAAUAAGAGAUUUGUGUGAAAUCCCUCGUAAAAACCCCUCAUCCAAAUCCCUAACGAAAUUAUAAAAUUUUGUUUAUUUUCAAUUGUAAAUAUUUUCUUGAAAUUAUAUAUAAAAAAUAUUGUUUUCUUGGAGCAACCUUUCCAAAAUUACACUCUAAAUAUCAAUUAAAUCUUCAUAAUCCUCAAUCGGUAUUAUAAAAAUGAGAUUUAGAAGUACACUAUUAUUUCAUCCAUUUCUACUCUUAAAUUUGUCCUUCUUUCCCUGACGCGGAGCUCGAGCUAUGAGAUCUUGUAUUUAUAUUAUAAAAAAAAAAAAAUCAGAAGUUCCUUAACUCUGCAAUCAAUCAACAUUAGCAUAUCGUCUUCCAAAUUCUUUAAAUAUGCAAUCCCAACAUUGGCAAUUUCCAACUUGGUCUGAGAACUAACUUACAUAUCAUAUGUUUCGAAUGAAUAUUACUCGUAUGUAGUAGCGUGGGGGCGAAAUAGAAGUACUAUAUGCGUCCUUUCAUUCCCUAUUAUCAACUUGCUCUAUUUCGAUUUGUCCAGUAGGUGCAUGUAUUUCUCUCCUCUUUUGACCUCUAUUGAAUCGUAUUUUCAUGUCAAUUGAACUUUGAAAUAAAUGCAAAAAUCUAUUGUUUUAACUAAUUAGAGUUAAUUAUUAAUCAUUUGUUUUCUAAUGCAACAAGUGUUCCCCUUCGUUUUCUCCUAAAAGAAUUUUUUUUUCCUUUUCUUCAAACAACAUGUUAGAAUGGAUCGACCCAAGUCAUAAAGUAUUUUUUAACUA